Molecule: messenger RNA, 2974 nt
Organism: Caenorhabditis elegans
Lineage: Eukaryota; Metazoa; Nematoda; Chromadorea; Rhabditida; Rhabditidae
Source: the annotation of a RefSeq genome assembly
AUGAAAUUAAUUCCAAUAGUAUCAUUGAUACUUUGGAAUACUAUACACGGUGCUCCAUUUGUUCCGAAUCUUGGCGAAGAUGAAGAGUUCAAAUCCUCGCUUAUUCAAAUGCAAAUGAUAUCUCGAGUUAUAAAUGGAAUAUAUAUUCAACAUGGAUUAUCCAAUGGAUCUAUUAAAUCAGAUGAUCUUAUUCCUGAAUUACUUCAUUUUGGAACUCUGACUCCCACUCAGAUAUCUGCAAUCAAUACUGACAAGUUAUCCAAAAUUGUUGAAGGGAUUAAUGAUCUAAAAUUAGACAAGAAUGUUGGUGAAGUUGAGAAACAGCUGCGCACGUUUGUAUCAGAUCAGGAGAAGCUAUCGAAGAUUGAUCCAUCUGUUAUCAUCCUUGAAAAUGAUCGUUAUUUGACAGAUUUGAAGGGUUUGAAGGAGAGUAACCUUGAAUGGGACAAGCUGGAGUCAAAUUUCGAAGAGGAUUUGAAUUCAGUGCUGAGCAAAAUGGACACUUUCAGUGAGAAACCAGAUAAAACCAACCUUGAACGGAUUAUAACAGCAAUCACCGAGUGCACAACAUUUAAGCACAAGUUAUUCGAGUCGUUAUCCAAAUUCAAACUGCUCAGAGGCAAAGAUAAAGCUUAUCCGAUGCUGGAAAAAUCUCGUGGUUUUCUCAAAAAGUUUCAGAACGUUACAGUUGAUAAAUCUAAUCUAGAAGCUGUUCAGAAGAAUCUUGAUAGUUUGAGUUCUUUAGCAGAAGACUUGAAAACCAAUCUACAUGUUAUCGAAACUCUUUAUAAUCUCUUCGUAACUCGUCAGCUUCCUAUCCCUGAUUCCAAAUUCCUCGCGGGAUUUCCUAAAGGAAUAUCAGAUAUUUCAAUGAUUUUCACUGACUUGUUUACUGGUUGGGUGAAUGAGACAGUUGCUGGACAAGCUGACAAUCUGGGAAAAGCUCUGAAUCAAUUGAAAACAUUGGCUAACAAAGCAGAAAACGUUGAUAAGUCAUUUCAAUCUGGUGAGGCUACAAUUCUCACCGAAUUGUCAGAAGUACAUCCGGAAAUUAUGAAAUUUGUGAAUCUUGCUGAUUUCAUCAAACCAUUCGUCGGGACAGUGAAGGGCAUCCCAUUUCUCAUCGAUUCUAGUAAGCUUCCUUCCCUCAAAAUUUUAGAACAACUUUUCAAAAACAUGGGUCAUCUUUCGUCGAAGCUUCUUGCUAGUGAGAAAUUAGUUGAACUCUCAAAGGCUCUUCAUUCCGAACCUUACCAACAAAAAAUAGGUGACAUAUCAAAAAUGCUCACCGUUUCGGAUGAUGAACUCCCAAAACUAUUUAACGAGAGUCACGCAUUAAAAGAUAUUCGUUCGAUUAUAUCAGAAGAAAAAGAAUCAAUUGAUGCUCUUAGCACGGGGACUUUAUUAAAGACUGUGUAAGCCCUUGAAAACAAUUUUAAACAGCUUCAAGAAUUUGUUGAACAGUUCUCGAAAUUCAGAAAUGACUUGACCUUUUUGAAUAAAAUCAAGCCAGUGAUUGAUGUCAUCAGAGCACGUAGAGACAGUUAUCCAAAGAAAGUUGGGCUGCCAAUUCUCAUAGCUAGUUUGCCGUCUAUCAAGGAGAAGUUAGCGGAGCUCAGUGGCUAUAUCGAAGGGAUCGAGAACUCGGAGAACACGAAAACUGAAUCUUUCGCCAGCAUUGCCAAGGAUUCACAAGUGGUUGGAAUGGCGACGCGUGGAAUCACGAUUAUGGAGCAGAUGGCUAGCCAGAAAGUUGAUUUGAAACCUCUGAAAGUUUUGAUUGCUGGGAUUAAGGUGGAGAUGAAGAAUGUGGAUCCUGAAGAUGCCAAGAACUUGAAAUCACUGUAUGGUUUGGAGAGCGAGUUGAAUAGGAUCAAGAAGGAAGCUGGAACCUUUAUGAAGACUGUGAAGCCAGUAAAUUCCACCAAAUUGUCGGACUAUUCUGAAAUUUUCCAAGCUGUUAAAAGUGUCAAAGGUGUCAGCAUGAACCUGUCUGCUAUCAUCGGUUCCGUGGAAAUAUUGAAGAUUCGUCUACCAUCAAGAACAAGAAGAGCAGCAUCCGGAUUAACCAAAGCUCAACUCGAUGAUCUCCUGAAACUUUUUCGACAUCUCCAGAUCUUUGAUACUGCCGUGUAUUCUGCUGCUUUCGAUAGUUCUGCCAAGUUUCUGCAAGCACUGGAAUCUUCAUUUACUGAAUAUGGCAAGACUCUGGCUCAGUUGAAGAACCCCGAAUCAUCCAUCACCCUGUGGCCAUUCAUUGCUAUUGGUGUUAUUCUUCUGAUUCUUCUGGCUGCUCUCAUUUUCUUUGGUCUCAAAUGGCACAAGAAACAGCGGCAGAAAAAUAAUGAUAACCCACCACAAGCUCUGAGUAGUGGAAGCUGUGUUGUGAAUGGAGUGAUGAUCAAACAUUACAAGGACGAGCAUGGCAUCGUGGAGGGCAGGGUAGCUUCGCCGUUAUUGAUUGAGUGCGAAUUUUCGCCGGCGACAAAGGACGAGCUUCACCCCAUUGGCAACCUGUCACCUGGAAUGUCCAUUUGUAUGCAACACGCUUACGGCGCCGCUCAGCACUUCAUUCGCCGUGCUGGCGAUCCACUCGUUCCACUCUUCAUAUCGAUAAGAUACGUGACCGAAUCGCGUUUGAGAGGAUCGAGCGGGGAGCUGGCCACUGCACUCUCUGUGAUUUUCGCUGUGAAAGGAUGGUCUAUGCCGCACGACAUUCUUGUGACAGGGUCACUUGGAACAGGAGGCAAAGUGGAAAUGGUGGGAUCUAUCAAAGAGAAGGUGGCGUUGGCAUGGAACAUGCACAAGACUGCAGUAAUCCCACUUGGAAACUUAGAAGAAGUUCCAGAGUUUUUGAAGAAUGAAGUACGGAUCAUCACUGUCAGCAGUUUGUCGGAAACCGUUGACAAGAUUCGUGCCCGAGACGAAUAGAACUUUUGAAAAGAUAUGGCUAAUGAAAUCUUUGCUUUGGAAA